AUGUCAUGCUCACACGACAAUCUCCGUGCUGAUAUCAGGCAAUAUGGUCCGGGGAAGAAGCUCACACUGUUCCCUCACUCGCCGCCAGAUCCCCAUGGUCGCUCGACCUACAAACACAACGAUCCGGCCAACAACUUAGGCGUCGAGAUCAUAGAGCGCCUUUCCAACGGCAGCGAUGGCGAUAACCAAGUGCUCUUGGUCAGGGUUUUUCACAAACCUGUGACCGACCUCAAAUUCACCGUUCCCGACACCCAAGAAAUUGUGGUCGUCAAGAUCUUUGACCCCCUCUUCAACCCGGAGGAUGCAGAAGAAGGCCCUUGGAAGGUGGCCUCCAGGGCCGACAUGAAACUUAGCCGCGAGGCUGGUGCAUACAAGGAAUUGCACAAGAACAACCUGACUGGCUAUCCCCGUCUCGCUCCUCAGUACUGCGGCUGUUGGACGACCCGUCUUAUGAGCUACUCUCCAGACUUCGAGGGAGUGACGCGACAUGUAGGCCUCGUGCUUCUGGAGUACAUUUAG
Colletotrichum acutatum is the source of this 519-nucleotide messenger RNA. RefSeq lists its product as uncharacterized. Lineage: Eukaryota; Fungi; Ascomycota; Sordariomycetes; Glomerellales; Glomerellaceae. The coding region runs from base 1 to 519 and encodes 172 amino acids. The transcript has 2 exons. The record is from RefSeq and is a predicted model, not a curated record.